This is a messenger RNA of Chara braunii, 7814 nucleotides long. NCBI's taxonomy places the organism in Eukaryota, Viridiplantae, Streptophyta, Charophyceae, Charales, Characeae. The record is from the annotation of a GenBank genome assembly.
GUCUUUCAUCUUUGAUGUAUUGGGUUUGUUGUUGUUGUUCUGUCCUGUAGUUCCUGAUUUUCUAUGCUUGCUCUUUUUCGUCCGUGGAAUAUGCGACCAAGUUUGCCAUGCUGCUGGUUGACACGGUUGUCACGCACUCAUUUGCUUCAACGACAAGGAUGUGUGCUGCAGGUUAUGCUGCAAGUUUCCUUGCGCGAGCGAAGUAUGCUUCGCCAUCAUUAGUUCUUGACUGCAUUGACAGGCUUGUGAAGUGGUGUGCUCGGUACAUUGAUAACUUGAACUCUCGACCUGGAGCAGAAAAGGCAGUUGUUGUGAAGGCGGCUGUCCCUGAUGCAGAUCUCCAUGGUGUGUUCUACUCAGCCUGCCAGGCUUUCAUGUACAUAUUGUGUUUCAAGCUUGAGAAGCUGGUUGAAGACAGCGCAAACAUUCAGACCUUGAAGCAGCUUCCUCUUCAGAAGAUCUUCGAACACUCACUCAAUCCCCUCAAGAUGUGCCUUCAGUCUGUAGUUGCGGAAUUCAGCAGGCAAUGCCUUGCUCUGCGCCUUUAUGAUUGUAGGAAGAUUUUGGAGAUGAACGAGCAAUUUGAGUUGAAGACUACGACAGCAUUCGGUGGAGUGAAUCAGCUGGAGAUGUUUUUUCCAUUUGACCCAUACCUGCUCCUCAGAUCAUCAAGGACACGGCAGCAGGACACGGCAGCAUUGCCACGUCAGCAGCAAGGGAUACCACAUCAGCAGGCACCGGUCUGGUCUAUGCUGUUGCGUUCACAGACAGCAGUUAUGGACCAGAAGACCGGGGAAACAGACGAGGCCUAUCAGGCCCGCAUGUUAGCCUGGAGUACCGAGACAAAGAAGCGGGCAGAUGACGCUGCCGCGGCAGCCAAGAAAAGGGCAGAGGAUGCCGAACAGGCACGUCUGCUGGCCGUGCAACAACAGCGCCAGCACGACGAGGCAGCAGCAAGGGCUGCUGAUGAAGAAAGAACACAGCGUCGUGAGAAGAUAUUCACCGGAGAGCGGGCGUUACUUACCAUGACAGCAGAAUGGCGAAGCGAGGCCGAGAACAACCAGUUGGAGGACAGCGCAAACAAGAUAGCGCUCCUCCUCUCGCAUCUCACAGAUCUCCUGGCAACCUGCAUUACGCAGCAGGCGGAGAUCCUUGGUCUCGACAACUCGGUAGCUAACCUGCAAGACCGCCUUCAGCGGGUGGAGCAGCGACCAGUCGCCGUCGCCGAUGCAGGCUCUUCCAAUACUGCCGACCGCCUCACCGCAUUGGAGAUGCACGUCGGCUCCCUCCAGGACGGCGCACAGUUACAGCAGACCGCGACGCAACAAUUGCAGCAGCGGAUCUGCACUACCGCCACCACCUCGAGUCCGGAGCCGCGCGAGACAACUCCUAAGUUCGAUGGGCAGGAGAUCUUCCACGACUCAAUCAAGACAGAUCCGAUUCCAUGGUUUCGCAAGUUUGAGCUCACGCUGCAGCUCCACAACGUCAAGGAGAACAAGCAUCACGCUUACUUGUACUCUCGCUCAGGGGGCGCGUAUCAGGCGUGGUUGGACAACUUGUUGUCCAAGUACGGAGUGGUAGCAGCGGACUUGCACACCAUGAUCAGCUGGGAUGAUCUGAAGGCGGCGUGGCACAAGCGGUUCCAGGUGGAGCCGCCAGAGAUCAAAGCCAUGGACAAGCUUUUGGUCUUCGAGCAAGGCUCGCUGCCGAGGAAACUGAGCACCGCCGAGAGUGAUGCGACGACACUCUCGACGCCUUCGGAACUGGUUUCUUCGCGAGUGACCAGCCUUCAUUCUGAGGCGCACGCGGAAGUCGACAGUCCUCCGCUUCUAUUUUCUUUUGAGGACUAUGCUGCCCGGCUCGUUCCAACGUUGGGUACUCAGGCUCAAGGACAAGGACUGUGUGCGGUUUCUUCUCCGUCCGGCAACAGCAACAUAUCGUCUUCAAGUGGUUCGUCACGGGAUUCGGCGCGCGAGUUCAAGAUAGAGGUUUUGGACCCGCUCACGUCUGAGGACUUUGCAUGGCUUCCUCUCCCGACCACAGGCUGUUUGCCGGGACCGCAUUGCGCAGCACUUAGCGCUCAUCUCCACACUUACCUUUCCUUCUAUGCACCACCAAAUUCGCCGACGGAUGACGAAGUCGCGGUGGGGGACAUCUUGGCGUACGUUACCAAGGUGGCCCACGAGUUUUGCACGCAGCGGUACGAUAACAACAAUGCACCGCUCAUGUAUGUCCGCAUCCAGGUUGGGCAAGCGUCCGGCAGCGCUUUGCUGGAUAGCGGCGCGACUCGCAACUUCAUGAGCCAGUCUUUUAUGCAAAGAGCUGGCCUUGGCGCUCAGGUUCGGAGGAAGGCAAACCCGACGGCGAUCAAGUUGGCGGAUGGUAAGACGCAACAACUUCUCGACCGUUACAUCGAAGCUGUACCGGUCUACUUCGCACCUCAUGCAUGCGAACCGGUAACAUUCGAUAUUCUCGACACGGACUUCGACAUCAUUCUGGGAAUGCCUUGGCUCGCAAGUGCGGAUCACACGGUCAACUUCCAUCGGCGGACUCUUAGCGUUCGCGACGCCUUCGGCGCGGAAGUGGCGUGUACGAUUCCUCUACCGCGCUCUUCGAUCCGGUGCCAAGUGGUGACGACCAAAUCAUUCCGGGCGACUUGUGCUUACGAUCAGCCUGAGGAGAUUGGCAUAUGUUUCCUACGGACCGUCGCGGUAGCCGACUCUUCACCCACGGACUUGUCUUCGGACCCCCGUGUGGUACGGUUGCUGGACGAGUUCGCCGACGUCUUCGAGUCACCUACCGGUGUGGUGCCGGGUCGGCUGAUCUCUCACGAGAUCAUUCUUGAGGCCGGUGCCGUGCCGCCGAAAGGUUGCAUCUAUCGGAUGAGCGAGGAGGAGCUUGAGGUACUUCGCGCACAACUCGAUGAUUUGUUGGCCAAGGGCUGGAUCCGCCCGAGUAGCUCCCCAUAUGGAGCACCAGUUCUCUUCGUCAUGAAGAAGAACAAGGAUCUACGAUUGUGUAUCGACUACCGCAAGCUCAACACACAAACCGUCAAGAAUGCGGGGCCUCUUCCUCGCAUUGACGAUCUUCUCGAGCGACUGGGCGGUGCGAAGUAUUUUUCCAAGUUGGAUUUGAAAUCAGGAUAUCAUCAAAUCUCGAUUCAGCCGAACGAUCGGUACAAAACCGCAUUCAAGACGCGGUACGGGCAUUUUGAGUGGGUGGUCAUGCCUUUUGGCCUCACCAACGCCCCGGCGACGUUCCAGGCGGCGAUGACCAAUGAGUUCCGUGCAAUCGAUUUUGAUGGCCCGGCCUUCUCGGCGACGUCACGCGCUAUUGCGAGUCAUUGCGAGGUUUGCCGACGCUGCAAAUCCCGCAACCACCGUCCGUACAGUGAGUUACGACCAUUGCCAAUCCCGUUGAGGCGAAGGGAAGCGAUUGCCAUGGACAUCACCGGCCCGUUCCCCAAGCACAAGACCGGAGUGGAUGGGAUUCUCACGGUGGUCGACCGACUCACCAAGUUCGCCAUGUUCUUGCCUUGUCGCUAUCAUGCCAAGGCACCGGAGUUGGCCGAGGUUCUGUACGCCGGUUGGAUUCGCACCAAGGGUUACCCCAAGGAGAUCGUCUGCGACCGCGACACUCGGUUCAUGUCCGAUUUUUGGUUGGCGCUCAUCAAGCGAUGGGGCUCAUCUCUCAAGCCCAGUUCAACUCGCCACCCUCAGACCGAUGGCCAGACGGAGAGGGCGCAUCAGACCGCACAGGUUCUCCUUCGCACUCUCAUCCCCCCCGACCAGAAAGAGUGUGUUGAGCGACUGCCGGACGUUGAGUUGGCCUACAACUCUUCCAUCCACCCGGCUAUUGGGAUAUCGCCCUUCGAGUUCGAGCACCGCUCGCCGGUCACGUCACCGUUGGACACGAGUACUCCACGCACGGCCGAGAGUGACGACCAUCUUUUUUUCUUGCGUCGGAUGCAAGAGCUUCUUGUCAAGGCACGCGACCAGAUGGCUAAGACGCAACAGCGCAUGCGCCAACAAGCAAAUCGCCAGCGUCUUCCUUGUCCAUUCCGCGUCGGAGACCUUGUCAGGGUUUCAGCAGCGGAAUUCAGCCUUGAACAGGACAUCUCUCGCAAGCUCCUUCCGAAAUGGAUGGGGCCUUGGCCGAUGAUCGAGCCCGCUGGGGACGCACCUGAGGGGCCUUCCUUCACGAUUCAGGUGCCUAGCCACCUGCCCGUCUACCAAGUCUUUCAUUGUUCCAAAUUGGCUAUGUACACGCCUGCGGAACAUGAUGAUUUUCCCGGGAGACGUACGCAGGAUCCACCUUCUAUGGAUGGUUUUCAGGAGGUCGACGAAAUCAUCUCCCAGCGACGCUACGACAAUAAGCCAACUGAUUAUCUGGUGCAUUUUGCUUACUGCACUCAUCGAGCUGAUCGUUGGUUGACCCGUGCGGAACUGCAAGCAAUUGCUCCAGACGUUCUCGCAUGCUACGAACGCAAGAUGCAAGGCAAGCCGGAUUCUUCGGCUCCACGCCGCGCCUGCGUCCAGGUCGAAAGGGAAGAGGGGUAUAAUGUGGGUGGCAUGGGCUGCGGGACGGGCUUGGCGUGGAGUGGUAUCUUUCUUGGAGAGGAUGGAGGAGACGAUGGUGUUGUCAGUGCGGAUGGUGAAGUAUUGCCCGUCGAGGUACGGGUGCCAGACUGUGAGGGCGUGAAUCACGGCGAGGAGUUCCUUCUCGUUGGAGGGGUAAUUCAUCUCCGCGGGAAGGAGCUUCUUGCUUGCGAAGGCGAUGGGGUAUUCGCCAGGUGGAGCCUCGGGGUGGGUGGGCGAGUCCUUGAUGAAGGGGGUCUCGACGGUGUCGCAGGGGAAAUGUUGGGACAGUACGGCUCCGAUGGCGAAGUCGGAGGCGUCAGUGGUGACAUAGAAAUGGCGAGUGGGGUCCGCGAUCUUGAGGACAGGGGCCGUGGUGAUGGUUUGCUCGAGCAAGUCGAAAGCGUGUUGGCGGCGAUCGUUCCAAUGGAAAGGCUCGUCCUUGCGAGUGAGUUCGUGGAGAGGGUAAGAGAUCUCGAAAAAGUUGCGAAUAAACGGGCGGUAAUAGUUGGCAAGGCCAAGGAAGGAACGGAGUUGGAGGAGGGUCUUGGGUGGGGGGUACUCGACGAGGGUUGUGACCUUCGAGGGGUCCAUACGGAUGCCUUCAGCGGAGACAAUAUGGCCGAGGUAUUCGACGCUCGAAGCGGCAAACGUACAUUUGCUGAGCUUGGCGUAGAAUUUUUGCUCGUGGAGGAUCGAGAGAACUUGGCGGAGGUGCUGAAGGUGGGACUCGAAGGUGGGGCUGAAGRCAAGGAUGUCAUCAAGGUAGACGACGACACAGACUUCGAGGAGGUUGCGGAAGAUGUGGUUCAUGGUAGAUUGGAAGGUAGCGGGGGCAUUGGUGAGUCCGAACGGCAUCACGAGAAACUCGUAGUGCCCGAACCGAGAGCGGAAGGCGGUCUUGUGGGUGUCCUCCUCGCGGAUACGGAUCUUGUGGAAGCCACUGCGAAGGUCGAUCUUGGUAAAGUACUUAGCUCCACACGAUCAAGGAGCUCGGAAAUCCGAGUGGGACGAAGGAUGUCACCGAUGGGUAGGCCGACAGAUGCGAUGUUGAUGUCGGGUCACUGUCCUGGGGAUUGUGUUCAUGAUAAGCAGGGGCCCGCGCUUGCCGAGGGCGGUGAUGCGGAGAUUGCGGGUCGCGUGGAGGCGGACUGRCGGGUGAAUCGUGCGGCGUUGGGGCAGUUGGUUUGUUGGUGCCCCAAUCGGCGACAACGGAAGCAACCCCCUUUUGCUUGGAGGUUCAUCAGGGACCACUACUUGAAGUGGCACAGGCCAGAUUUUGGAGUAGAUGAGGAAGAUGAUAAUGAGGAGGAGGAUGACGAUGAGGUCGACAGUGAUGCCGAAGACAAGAGUGAUGCCGAAGACAACGAUGGUCGGUCCUCGUCGUCGUCGCAAGAUGGGGACUCGCGCAUGACCGAGAUGCACUGUCAAAUUUCUGACAGUCAGGGCAAGGGAAACGCGAAGGUGGUCCGUGAUCCCACUGGCAUAUUAAUCGAAGGAGGAAUGAAAUCUCCAGAACCCUACGCAGGACUGGCGGGCAGUUCUUUCAGCCCUAUGUCGUUCACGCCACCAUCAGGAAGGCGAAUGUCGUCGUCUUCCCAAAUGCAGAGUCUUCCUGCAUUCUUGCCUCCUGACCUCCAGUGACAAAAAACGAAGCGAUAGAGACUUUGCCCGUCUCAUCCUGUCUCCAGGUACAGAGCCUUGAUGUGUUCUUUCCUCUUGAACUGCGCCAGAAAGUCGUGCGCUGCGCUUAUUUUCACCAGGUCUUGCCUCAAGAAUGGUGGUGAAAAACUCCAGUCCUGUGAUAUGGGCAAAAUCACAUGUGGUGGUUUGUCCUCAGUAAUCGACUGCUUAGUCUCGACCCAAGUCGCAGCGAGUCCCAGAGGGGGACAUGAUGAUACCAGCUAAUACACCAUGUCAACCAUCUGACGGUAUUGCUUGCAGCUUGCAAUUCAGUUCGAACCAUGUGGCAGUCUUGCUUGCACACUGUUUGACACAGGGAAUGGUGAUUGUCUGGGUCUGUCUGGAUCUGUCUGGACCUGUCCGGAUUCUGGAUCGGUCUGGAUCUGUCCGGAUCAUCAUGUGCUGAGGCUGGUGGUGCCUCACCGAGCAAAGUCGCAGAAAGCCGGGACGGCCUCGUGAUAGCCAAUGACUUAACCAUUUGUGCACCCUGUUUAAUUGACAUAGGGAAAGGGGAUUUUUGCCUGUAUCAUUGUGUGCCUCGCCUGGAGGAGCUUUCCUGACGUACGCUAAAGCAAAGACACCGGCUUGAGCGGAGGGACCGCUGCACUGUUUGUUCACGAGGGGCAUCCAUCAAGGUUGAACGUGACGUCCUCAGUUUUUAUGCUGUUAACUGUUCAUUUCCUAGGGACAUUACUGAGGGACGGGGUGGUGGCAGUGUUGAAUGAACGGUACGGUCGGUCACUGAGGGACAUCGCGAAGCGGCAGCCACCAAACUCUCAUUGUGUGCCUGCACUGGGGAGCUUUCCUGACGUAUGUUGAGCGAAGACACCGGCUUCAGUAGAGGGACUGCAGUACUGUUUGUUCACGAGGAGCAUCAGGGUUGAGUGUGAGUCCCUUGCUUCAUCGAUACUGAAUACUAUUAAUUUCUAGGCACAUUACCGAGGGACUGAGGCGGCAAUGUUGAAUGAAGGGUACAGUCGCAUGGACUGAGGGACAUCGCCCAGCGGCAGCCACCAAGGUUGAACGUGACUUCUUCGUGCUGGUUGUUUGUCAACAGAAUCUCCACGGCAAAGGUCUGAAAUGGCAGGGUUGUUGGGUGUGGAAUCUGUAGAUUGAAGCUUGCAGGUCGGGUUGCAGCAAAAAAGGGUUCUGAAUCGAGCUAGAGCCAGUUCUGGUUUUCGUGGAUGGACAAUCUUGUUGCGUGGGUUGGUUUUUCGGUUUGUUGUUCAUAAUUGGGUAUCAAUGCCAGGGUUACCCACAGACGGCCCGACAAACUCUUCUGCAAAAGGAACGGCAAAAGGAUGUGCAUGAAUCGUCACCAUGCAGGAUGGCUUCUGAAGUGCACCGCACCCGUCAGAGCUGUGCAACAAUAGGGGAGGAAGAGCUCUUUGGUAUCCUGCCCGACCUGCUUGGUGAUGGUCAAGCGCUGUGGAGCACUGUGCGCACCUGAUUGACCUGGGGAAGAUGACGUGUAGGCAUAGAGAGAAAGAGGAAGAGAGAGAGAGGAAGAGACUCAGUGCCGUGAUCUAGGGGAACAUAGCAGCACCUUUGCUC